AAAUUUCCCGAAUCAAGAAAACUUGGCCCUGGAAAAAACAGAUUUCGAGCUGCUUUGACUAGCGCCAUGCCGUUUCACCGAACACGUAUUACCGGCAACAGCUUCCAAACAACUACUCCUACAUCAGCUAGCUAUUCUGCCUAUAAAUUGGGCCGCCCCCCACGUACCACUCACCAAGGCACCCAGACGAGAUGAAGAUCUCCAUGGCAGCAGCCGCUCCCCUCCUCCUGGCCCUCGCAGCCACGGCCGGCGCGGUCACGUUCGACGUGACGAACGAGGCGGCGAGCACGGCCGGCGGUCAGCGAUUCGACCGGGAGUACGGCGCCGCCUACGCCAAGCAAGUGCUCUCCGAUGCUUCCUCGUUCACCUGGGGCAUCUUCAACCAGCCGGACCCCUCCGACCGCAGGCCCGCCGAUGGCGACACCGUGACCCUCGCCGUCCGCGACACGGACGGCAUCGCCUCCACCAGCGGCAGCACCAUCCAGCUCAGCGCCCGCUCCGUUGGCGGUAUUACCGGCGACAACCUCAAGGAGCAGGUGGACGGGGUGCUGUACCACGAGGUGGCGCACGUGUGGCAGUGGGGGCUGCAGGAGUACGGCGCGCACUCGGGGAUCUUUGAGGGUAUCGCGGACUACGUGCGGCUCAAGGCCGGGUACGUAGCGGCGAACUGGGUGAAGGAGGGGGGCGGCGACCGGUGGGAUCAGGGGUACGACGUGACGGCCAGGUUCCUGGACUACUGCGACUCGCUCAAGGCCGGGUUCGUGGCGGAGAUGAACGGCAAGCUCAAGGACGGCUACAGCGACGACUACUUCGUGCAGAUACUGGGGAAGAGCGUGGACCAGCUGUGGAACGACUACAAGGCCAAGUACCCCCAGCCCCAGGGCUGAUCCGGUCUACGUCUACGUAGUACGUACUGAUACAGCAUACUUGUAUUACUAUACAGUUGAUGUACUGCCUGAAUGGAAUAAAUCAACGUUGGCACAGUGUGUUUGUUAACGAACUGUGGAGCCAAAUGGUGUCAGAGAGAAGAGUUCAUGUAUAUGUUGCAGGGAAAAUAUCAGGUGAUACGGGAGCUUAGGUCCUCCCAUGAUACGAGCUACCACGAGCUGUUGGAUCUGAGAUCCAAGGGUUUAAAGCCUUGGAUUCCUGA
Triticum aestivum (bread wheat) is the source of this 1150-nucleotide messenger RNA. RefSeq lists its product as uncharacterized. The coding region runs from base 192 to 887 and encodes 231 amino acids. NCBI's taxonomy places the organism in Eukaryota, Viridiplantae, Streptophyta, Magnoliopsida, Poales, Poaceae. The record is from RefSeq and is a predicted model, not a curated record. The transcript has a single exon.